Impatiens glandulifera is the source of this 5631-nucleotide messenger RNA. Its product is annotated as brefeldin A-inhibited guanine nucleotide-exchange protein 1-like. The coding region runs from base 312 to 5474 and encodes 1720 amino acids. Gene Ontology annotation, cellular component: trans-Golgi network. The record is from RefSeq and is a predicted model, not a curated record. Lineage: Eukaryota; Viridiplantae; Streptophyta; Magnoliopsida; Ericales; Balsaminaceae. Gene Ontology annotation, biological process: regulation of ARF protein signal transduction. Gene Ontology annotation, molecular function: guanyl-nucleotide exchange factor activity. The transcript has 11 exons.
UACGAUGGAAACUGGUUACCAGAGAAUUAAGAGAGAGAAAGAGGAAAAAACGCAUCUUGUUCUUGAACCUGGGUUGAAGAAAUAUGGAAUUACGAUGCAAUAUAGCUAGCUUGAUGCACCGAUUGCCGAUUCAUAGAGGACGAAAAUCUGAAUACGCUUGAUCCCACACUUCGAUAAUCCUUUAUAGAAUAUUCUGCUUCUUCCAAUUCGCGCUACCCUAACUCUCUGCUGCUAUCCUUCUUUUGAUUGUUAUAAUACAGCAGAAGGAGGAGUGAAAGCAGUAAGAGAGGAGAGGAAGAAAGGAAGGAAUUAUGUCAGCUUCGCAGGCCUUAGGCGGUCCUUCUCGUUGUGGAUGGGUUCUAGGGCCAUCACUAGACAAAAUCGUUAAGAAUGUGGCAUGGAGAAAGCAUUCUCAGCUGGUCGCGGCUUGUAAAUCGGCUAUUGACAAGCUAGAUACUCUCGCUGACUCUUCCGAUCCGGGUUCAUGUUCUCCUUUAUACGGUUUCUCUCUUUCCGAUGGAGAAUUCGUACUCCAACCUUUACUCAUGGCUCUCGAUUCUGGUUCAACUAAGGUAUUAGAGCCUGCGCUUGACUGUCUCUUCAGAUUGUUCUCAUUUGGCCUCAUUCGCUGCGAGAUUGAUCGUCCUCCCGAGGGCACAUCUCCUUCAAUUGUUUACCGUAUUCUUGAAUCUGCUUGUAAAUGUAGUGGUCUUGGAGAGGAGACAAUUGAGCUGGCUGUGUUGAAGCUGCUGCUUUCAGCUGUUCGAUCUCCUUGCACGUUGAUCAGGGGUGAUUGUCUUCUGAACAUUGUUAGGAUUUGUUAUAAUGUGUAUCUUGGUGGGUUAAAUGGGACGAAUCAGAUUUGUGCGAAAGCAGUUCUUGCUCAGAUGAUGGUAAUUAUUUUUGCCAGGGUUGAAGAAGAUUCAAUGCUAGUUCAUUUCAAGACUGUGUCUGUUGCUGAGCUAUUGGAGUUCACAGAUAGGAACUUGAAUGAAGGGAGUUCCAUCCAAUUUGUUCAGAAUUUUAUAAACGAGGUUGUGGAAGUGAAAGAAGGUGUCGCUGAUUCAAAAAUAUUCGCACUAUCUCUUGUGGCCAAUUCUACACCGGUGGAUGGCAGUCAGAAUAAUCCAGAGGAUGGUGAGAUGGAUGGGGCUGAUGCUGGUAGUACCACAAAGAUUAGAGAAGAUGGUUUCUUGCUUUUCAAGAACCUUUGCAAAUUAUCAAUGAAGUUCUCUGCUCAAGAUCAGAAUGAUGAUGAAAUUCUUCUGAGGGGAAAAGUACUGUCUUUGGAACUGCUAAAGGUGAUUAUUGACAACGCUGGCCAAGUUUGGCGCAGCAAUGAGAGGUUCCUCAAUGCUAUCAAACAAUUCCUUUGCUUAUCAUUGUUAAAGAACAGUGCACUUUCAGUUAUGACGAUCUUCCUAAUUCUAUGCUCUAUUUUCAAGUGCUUAUUAUCAAAAUUUCGGUCAGGGUUGAAAGCGGAAAUUGGAAUCUUCUUUCCCAUGCUUAUUCUUCGUGUCCUUGAGAAUGUGCUUCAGCCUAGUUUCUUACAGAAGAUGACUGUUCUUAAUUUUCUGGAAAAGAUAUCGGGGGACUCCCAGAUUGUUAUUGACAUUUUUGUCAACUAUGACUGCGAUGUGGAUUCUCCAAAUAUAUUUGAAAGGACUGUCAAUGGUCUGUUGAAAACUGCACUAGGUCCACCUCCUGGUUCAACUACUACUCUAUCUCCUGCUCAAGAUGCUACUUUCCGGCUUGAGUCAGUAAAGUGCUUGGUCAAAAUUAUUGAGUCAAUGGGCAUUUGGAUGGACCAACAACUCAAAAUCCAAGAUUUUAGUACACCAAAAGGUUCUUUCUCAGACGGUUCUUCUAUUAAUCGUAAUAUCAGCAUUGGAGAGGAAGGAGUUCUAGCUGAUGCCGAGUUACACACAGAAGCAACUUCAGAAUUUUCAGAUGCUGCUCUCCUGGAGCAACGCCGAGCUUACAAAUUAGAGCUUCAGAAAGGAGUCUCUCUUUUCAAUCGAAAACCUUCUAAGGGCAUUUCCUAUUUGAUAAACAGUAAAAAAAUCGGUGAUUCUCCUGAAGCAGUGGCUGCUUUCUUGAAAAAUACAGCUGGUCUCAAUGAAGCAAUGAUAGGAGAUUAUCUAGGUGAUAGGGAGGAGUUUCCCUUAAAAACAAUGCAUGCAUAUGUAGAUUCAUUUAACUUUGGAGGAUUGAGCUUUGGUGAAGCGAUUAGAUAUUUCUUAAGAGGCUUUCGGUUACCAGGAGAGGCACAGAAGAUUGACCGCAUCAUGGAAAAGUUUGCAGAGCACUUCUGCAAAUGCAAUCCUGAUUCGUUUUCUAGUGCAGAUACUGCUUAUGUUCUUGCUUACUCUGUAAUUAUGCUUAAUACUGAUGCACAUAAUAAUAUGGUGAAAGAAAAGAUGACCAAAGCUGACUUCAUUCGGAAUAACCGAGGCAUUAAUGAUGGCAAGGACUUGCCUGAAGAGUAUUUGGGUGCUUUAUAUGAUCAAAUUGUGAAGAAUGAGAUUAGGAUGAGUUCUGAUUCUUCUACUCGAGAAAACAAGAACAAUAAUAGUCUGAAUAGAUUGUUGGGAUUAGAUAGUAUACUCAAUCUAGUCUGGAAGCAGACAGAAGAAAAACCACUGGGUGCAAAUGGGCUACUCGUAAAGCACAUACAAGAUCAGUUUAAGGCAAAGUCAGGAAAGUCUGAAUCUGUUUAUUAUGCUGUUGCGGAUGCUGCAAUACUGAGGUUUAUGAUGGAGGUUUGCUGGGCACCUAUGCUGGCUGCAUUCAGUAUGACUCUUGAUCAGAGUGAUGUCAGAGCAGCUACCUCUCAUUGCUUACAGGGUUUCAGACAUGCUGUACAUGUUACUUCUGUAACUGGGAUGCAGACACAGAGAGAUGCUUUUGUCACUACUGUUGCCAAGUUUACAUAUCUCCAUUGUGCUGCAGAUAUGAAACAGAAAAAUGUCGAUGCUGUUAAGGCUAUAAUAUCAAUUGCCAUUGAAGAUGGUAAUUAUCUUCAGGAAGCUUGGGAGCAUAUCCUAACAUGCCUUUCUCGGUUUGAGCAUCUACAAUUAUUGGGAGAGGGUGUACCAUCUGAUUCAUCAAUUUUUACUGCAAAAAGCUUCGAAGCUGAGGAGAAAAUGCUUAAAUCUACUGGCCAUCCAUCACUGAAGAGGAAGGGUACCUUACAGAAUCCAGCUAUGGCAGCUGCAGUCAGAGGAGGUUCAUAUGACAGUGCUACUCAUGGAAUAAAUACUUUAGGACUAGUAACUCAAGAACAGAUGACUAACUUCAUCUCAAAUUUGAAUUUGCUUGAGCAAAUUGGGAAUUUUGAAUUAAACCACAUAUUCGCACAUAGCCAACGGUUGGACAGUGAGGCAAUUGUGGCUUUUGUGAGGUCACUUUGCAAGGUUUCAAUGUCUGAACUUCAAUCUCCUACAGAUCCUCGUGUGUUCAGCCUCAUCAAAAUAGUCGAAGUCGCACAUUACAACAUGAGCCGAAUCAGAUUGGUCUGGUCUCGCAUAUGGAGUGUUCUGUCAGAUUUUUUUGUGACGGUAGGAUUGUCGGAGAACCUCUCAGUUGAAAUCUUUGUUAUGGACUCAUUGCGCCAGCUUUCCAUGAAGUUCUUGGAGCGAGAGGAGCUGACAAAUUACAAUUUUCAAAAUGAAUUUCUUAGGCCGUUUGUGAUAAUUAUGCAAAAGAGCAAUUCAGCUGAAAUUAGGGAGUUAAUUGUUCGAUGUGUUUCCCAGAUGGUUCUCAGCCGUGUCAACAAUGUAAAGUCUGGAUGGAAGAGUGUAUUUAUGGUAUUCACAGCAGCUGCUGCUGAUGAUAGGAAGAAUAUUGUCUUGUUAGCAUUUGAAACAAUGGAAAAGAUAGUACGUGAAUAUUUCCCUUACAUCACAGAGACUGAUGCUGUGACCUUCACUGAUUGUGUGAAGUGCCUCGUAACUUUUACCAAUAGUAAAUAUAACAGUGAUAUUAGUCUCAAUGCCAUUGCUUUUCUACGGUUAUGUGCCGUGAAACUAGCAGAUGGGGGCCUUGAAUGCAAUGAUAAUACCAAGGUUGGUGAUUCAGAAAUUUUGGUAGAAGGUGAUAACAGUUCAGAUGGACAGAAGUACACAUAUGACCAUGAUCAUACAUCCUACUGGAUUCCUUUGCUCACAGGUUUAUCGUCACUUACAUCAGAUCCUAGAUCAGCUAUCAGAAAAAGUUCCUUGGAGGUUCUUUUCAAAAUUCUCGAGGAUCACGGCCAUAUAUUUUCCCAGAAAUUGUGGGAAAGUGUGCUGAACACUGUAGUCUUCCCUAUGUUCAGUUACAUGCACAACCCGAAAGAAAUGCAGAACUUCAGUGAUGACCAAUCAUCACCGACUAAAGGAACUUCACGGCCUGAAGGAAUUACAUGGGACUCAGAAACUUGCAUGGUGGCAGUUCAGUGUCUGGUGGACCUAUUUAUUAGUUUUUUCAAUGUAAUGAGAUCUCAACUCUCUCUGGUGGUAUCGAUUUUGGGUGGUUUCAUAAAAAUCCCUGGACAAGGUCCUGCAAACACAGGGGUAGCAGCUUUGAUGCGGUUGGCUAGUAAAUUGGGAGACAGGCUAACAGAAAAUGAAUGGGGUGACAUCUUUCUUGCUUUGAAAGAUGCUGCCUCUUCUCCCCUCCCUGAAUUUUUGAAUCUUUUGAAAACCAUGGAUAUUUUAGAGGUUCCUGAAGUUUCCAAUUCUUACAAGGACUUGGAAUUGUAUCCUAGCACUGAUUUAACCAACGGUAACCCCGAGGAUGACAAUCUACAAACUGCAGCAUAUGUUGUUUCCAGGUCAAAGAGUCAUAUAUCAACUCAACUUCUCAUAUUGCAGGUUAUAACAGAUUUAUGUGCAAAGUAUCAUCAAUCAUUGUUACCUAAUAACACCAUAGUGGUGCUAGAAAUAUAUUCACUAAUAGCAUCUCACGCCCACAACCUCAAUUCCGAGUCAAGAUUGCAGAUAAAACUGCAGAGGGCAUGCACCUCUCUAGAAAUAUCUGAGCCACCGGUGGUUCACUUUGAGAACGAAUCUUACCAAAGUUACCUGAAUUUCCUUAACGAUAUACUUUCCAACAAUCCUUCUUUAUCUCAGGAGAUGAAUUUGGAGCCUCGGUUCUUUUCAGUUUGUGAAACUAUUUUGAAGAUAUACUUGAACUGUUCUUCUGAAUCACAAACAACAGCUAAUAAUAAGAAGAAGACACCACCAACUGUUCACUGGACUCUCCCACUAAGUUCUGUGAAAAGGGAAGAGUUGGCUGCCAGGACUCCAUUGAUUGUUUCAACUCUCCAAGCACUUCGCAAUUCGGAACGCGGUUUGUUUAGAAGGCAUGCUACGCAAAUAUUCCCGAUUCUAGUAGAUCUUAUUCGGAGCGAGCAUAGUUCUGGAGAAGUUCAGGGAGCUUUAAAAUCAUUGUUUCAGUCAUGUAUAGGACCCAUUUUAAUGAAAAAAUGAUUAUAAAACUAUACCGUAUUAUAACUUAUAUAUUCUUCCUUAACCAGCUCAGCAUUAUUUUGUUAAUUUGUUUGGAUUCUUUUCUCUUUUGAAUUUUGUGAAUGUAACACUACUUAUUUUACAAUAAAAAUCAUGUACAUCUCUUUUUUUCAUCAAU